Molecule: messenger RNA, 4342 nt
Organism: Mytilus trossulus (common blue mussel)
Lineage: Eukaryota; Metazoa; Mollusca; Bivalvia; Mytilida; Mytilidae
Product: lysine-specific demethylase 2A-like
Exons: 18
Coding region: 248-4225 (1325 amino acids)
Biological process (GO): protein demethylation; regulation of transcription by RNA polymerase II
Molecular function (GO): protein binding; histone demethylase activity; zinc ion binding
Source: RefSeq, a predicted model, not a curated record
ACCUGUGUACAUUAAUUUAGGUCACCAGUUAAUACACAUCAGACGUAAACAAAUUGCACAGUACAUGCUGAAUGUGCAUUGCUGCACAUGGUGUGCACAGAUAAUUCGAUAAUUCAAAUUCAUGCAAACCAUCUACCAAUAUCUUGUGUAUAAAACAGGGCAUAUAAUCGUACAUAUUUUCGUAUAAAUAUGGUACAAAGACUAAAUAUUGAAUAAGCGAUAUUGGAUUUUUUGAGGGUGUAAAAAGAUGUUAAAUGAAACUACAGUCACAGAGGGCUCAAAGAGAGUGAAAGAAAAGAAGAUUUAUUCAGAGGAAGGUAUUGAUGACGAUGAGAUUGAAGGGAAAAGAACGUACAGUGUGGAGGAAAAACUUAAAUCCACAAAAUACAACAAAGAAUUUGUUAAAAUAUUGAAAGGAGAAGAUUUUACUGUAAAGUAUUUACAAGAACAUGGGUUAGAGACACCAAUUGUUUUCCAUGAAAAGAGUGGUUUAGGUUUACGGGUACCCAGUGAGAACUUUAAAGUCAGUGAUGUCAAGCAGUGUGUGGGGAGUCGUCGGAUGCUUGAUGUUAUGGAUGUCAAUACACAGAAAGGGAUUGAGAUGUCCAUGAGAGACUGGGUCCAGUAUUAUGAGAAUACGGAAAGGUCAAGGUUACUGAAUGUCAUCAGUUUAGAAUUUAGUCACACCAAGUUAGAGAACUAUGUGGAAUCACCAGCUUUGGUCAGACAAGUGGAUUGGGUGGAUACAGUAUGGCCAAGACACUACAAAGAUUGUCAGACAGAAUCCACUAACAUAAUUGACAAGAUGAAAUACCCAAAAGUUCAAAAGUAUUGUUUAAUGAGUGUGAAGGGAUGUUAUACAGAUUUCCAUGUAGACUUUGGGGGAACAUCUGUAUGGUAUCAUAUACUACAUGGAAAAAAAGUAUUUUGGUUAAUUCCACCAACACCCAAAAACAUGGAAAUCUACUUAACCUGGGUGUUGUCAGGGAAACAAGGUGAUAUUUUCUUGGCAGACAAGGUUGAAGGAUGUGAGAGAAUUACAUUGCAUGCUGGGUACACUUUCAUCAUACCAUCGGGUUGGAUUCAUGGAGUCUAUACACCUGAAGACUCUCUAGUGUUUGGAGGUAAUUUUCUUCACAAUUACAACAUGGAGACCCAGUUAACUGUGUCUGAUAUUGAGGACAGAACACAUGUGCCUCAUAAAUUUCGAUAUCCAUUUUAUGCCGAAAUAGCAUGGUAUGUUUUGGCUCAAUACUUGUGCUGUCUGACAGGGAAGCAGUGCAUUGAACUACCUUCUGAGAAUCAGGAGGAUGAGAAAACAGAUUGUCAAGAUGAUUCUAGACCCUCGUCAAGAUGUUCACAAGAAAAUGGACAAAUGGAAUCAAAAAAUUCUCCGGAAAUUGGAACUUCAAAUAUUUCAAAAAGUAUUAAAAUAGAACUCACUAGAAUAGACCACCAAAGUGUGAAAAAAUCUCCUUCCGCUGAUGAUGAAAAAUCGGCAAUAAAGUUGAAACAAUCGCCACGUAAAUCAACAUCUGAUAGUUGUAGUUCUGCAGACACUGAAAUAUACGAGAGACCAGAUGAUAUUGCUGGUCACCAUGGUGAUAUUGAUUUUUCGAAUGUAUCAAAAGAAAUAACUUCCAAAGCAAGCAAACUGAAAAUGAACGAAGACUCAAAUAGUUCGUCAGGAUCAAUCGAAAUCAGACGAACGAAAAGAGAACGUAAGAAUGUUCAUUUAACUAAGUGGGAGAUAAAAGGAUUGAAAAAAAUGAUUGAAUGGUUGGAAGACUUACCUCCAUCUAAGAAAGGUAUCCCUAAAGACCUGAUUGACCCUGAGGGUGUACUCAGAGAGGCCAAACAAUUGGUAAUAGACCAUCUUCAAGACAAUUCACAGCUUGCAAUCACAGGAGAGGCCAUUACUUAUUGGCCACCAUCUAAAAAGGUAAUCAAACCAAAAAAGCAGUAUACUUCCACUGGACAGAAAGCACCCAAGGCUGCAAAGGGAAAAUUACAGAAGUCAGAGGUUGUGCGUCGUCGGAGAACAAGAUGUAAGAAAUGUGAACCAUGUACACGGUCAGAUUGUGGGGAAUGUAAUUUCUGUAAAGAUAUGAAGAAGUUUGGUGGAUCAGGCAGAAUGAAGCAGUGUUGUAAAAGCAAGCAGUGUCUUUCUCCUGUACUACCACACAAUGCCACCUGUUUGAUUUGUAACAAAGCCGACCAACCAGAACCAAACCAGUUAAUGGAGUGCAGUUUGUGUUGGGAGAUUAUCCACGUUCCUUGUUUACAUCAGAAGUACGAGAAUUUAAACAGCGAGGGUGUUAUCAACGAAGAUAUCAGACAGCAAUGGGAAUGUCCCAAGUGUUUACACAAUACGACAAAGGGACCACUACAGCUUAGGGUUAAAACUGAAGUGAAAAAUGAGGAUCCAAUAGCAGCACCAGUAGUAUCGAUACCUGAUGUCAAAAAUAUACCAAAGGAAACUGAAGGAAAACGGGUUACAGUCAAAGAACAGAUGCACUCUCCAAUAUCCUAUGCUAGUGAAACAGAUUUAGACGAAGUGGCUUUAGAAAUGGAAUGUUAUGAUGAUGCAGCUGUAUCACCGCAAAAAGUAACAACAGACAACCAGGAACCAAUCAAAGGGAAGAAAGAUGGUCUGAAAAAGAAGUUGACAGCAAAAAGGAAAAUAACUGAAGGAAUCAAAGUGAAAAAGUCAUCACCAGCAAUGUCUAAACAUAGAUCUCCUCUUAAAAUGAAGAAGUCUGUAACAAAUGUCAAAGCUUCUCCAUUAAAGAAAACCAUCAAACCUGAUGACCAUGGUGAUGUUAUUGAUAACCCUUUACCAACUUUAGAGGAAGUACAAGGGACACCCGAGGGAGAUAACCCAAAAACAAAUGGAGUUGCAAAAACACCAGAGUCUGUCAAAACAAGAUCUGGACGAACCAUUAAAAGGUCACCGACUCUGAGCGAUGAAAACAUGACCUCAGAUCACAUGGCUAAGCGACCGAGACGUGAGGCUCUUACAUCACCAAGGGGAAGACGUCUGUAUGGAUUCAAAAAGUUCAGGAGGUCUGCUGGGUCAAAGGUCAGAAAGAAAUUGUCGACAGAGGCAUUAGAUUUAGUUGAAAAUGUAAUGGACAUUGAUGUUCCUUCUACUUCAUACGUCGAACAUGGAGCCAAUCACACACCUUCAAAGUCAGGUUUCAGAGGUCAAGGUCAAGGCAAGAAGAGAAAAAAACUGAUUGACAGUGGACCAAAUAAUACCAACGAUUUGCAUAAACCAAAUAAACUGUUUGCACCUGGAAGAGGGGACAUAACUCCAGAAAUAAUACCCCCACUAAAAAUAGAACCCCUGAAAGAUAUAAAGCGAUAUGUGAUACGUCCCCCACCCCCACCUCCACCAGCGGACUAUGUUAUAAUGAACAAUGGUAAAAAUCAUCCACUUUGUAGAGAAAUAUGGAUGAAAAUAUUUGCUCAUCUAAAUCCAACAUCCUUGGUUAAAAGUUUGGGAUGCUGUAAAACAUGGAAUCGAUGGUGCAUGCAUCAUACAUUAUGGAAAACUAUAAAUCUCAGUGGAAAAUACAUUUAUCAAGUUCAUUUGAUUGGCAUUGUGAAACGACAGCCGUCAACAUUAAUUCUUAAAUCAUCAAAACUUACACAUAAACAGUUAGCUUGGUUAUUAGCUAGAAUUCCUCAGCUAAAAACUCUUUCCUUGUCUUCAUGUUCGUGGGCUGUUGUUAGUGCAUUAGGAUUUGCUGUUUGUCCUCUUUUAUAUUCUCUCGACAUCAGCUGGAUUACAAUGUCCGACGAACAGUUUCGGGACAUAAUUCGUCCCCCAGCAGACAGACACCCAGGGAUGGUAGAUAUUAGUCGUCUGCAUAAACUAAAACAUCUUUCUGUAGCAGGGACAGAAAUUUCUAAUACAUCGCUUUCAGAAAUUCCUAACCAUUUAACAUCACUAGAAAAAUUAGACAUCAGCUACUGCCCAAGGAUGACAGACGAUGGUAUCCGACAGUUACUGUUGCCAGGCAACUCUGUGACUCAGUCAUUGAUUGGCUUGGAUAUAAGUGGAUGUACAAAGAUCACGGAUCGUGCAGGGGAUUCAUUCCAACAUUGUACACAAUUACAAACAGUAAAAAUGGCUUCCUCUCCGCAUAUCUCUGCUAAGAUACGGAAGAAAUGUCCUGUGGUCUCUUUUAUCACACAAUCAUCAUUCCAGAUCACAUGACUUGUCACAUGAUAUGAGCUGUGCUGGAUAGAAAUUGACCUUAUGUUAGUCCUCCUGUACAUGUACAUUUAUAAGAUGUUGACAGUGUAUAAAACAUAAAGUAAUAGACUAACUUUG